AUGACACUUAUCAAAAUACAAUCUCAACAUGUUCUAGAAGCAUUAGAUCUAGGGGAAAUUGAAAGUGUGCAAGGUUUAAACCAAGAACUUGGUUUAGGUAGGCCUGGUGAUACUAGGUGGGGGUCACACUACAAAACUGUUUCAAAUGUUACCUCAUUAUAUGCUACUAUUGUCAAAGUUCUCGAGAAGGUUGGAUCAAAUAAGCUUUAUAAGGAUGAUCAUGUAAAGGCUAUCACUGUUAUGUCUACAUUUGAAUCCUUUGAGUUUGUUUUCAUGAUACAUUUGAUGUCUGAAAUAUUUGGGCAAACUGAUAAAUUGUGUCAAGCUUUGCAAAGAGGAGACCAAGAUAUUGUUAAUGCCUUGUCAUUUGUUACGUUGACUAAGGAACAAUUGCAACAAAUGAGGGACCAUGGGUGGGAAGAAUUUUUGCAUCUUGUGCUUUCUUUUUGUGCUAAACAUAAUGUGGAAGCUCCUAAUAUGGAUGAUAUGUAUGUUCCUCGUGGAAGAUCAAAACGCUUCUUUGCCAAAGUGACAAAUCUUCAUCGUUUUCGGGUAGAAAUGUAUUUAAGUGUCAUUGAUUUACAACUCCAAGAGCUCAAUAAUAGAUUUGAUGAGAAAAAUAUGGAGUUGCUUAUUUGUAUGUCAUGCUUAAAUCCGGUAAAUUCAUUUGCGGCAUUUGAUAAGCAAAAGUUGAUGAGACUUGCCGAGUUAUAUCCCGAAGAGUUUCCAACUAAUGACAUGACAAUGACUGCUCUUCGUCAUGAACUUGGUUUCUAUAUUAAUGACAUGCGUACAGAUGCAAGGUUUGGAGACUUGAAGGGUAUUAAUGAGCUUUCUAUGAUGCUUGUUGAAACAAAUAAGCAUACUUCUUACAAAUUAGUUUACUUGUUGAUAAGACUAGCAUUGAUCCUUCCGGUGGCGACUGCAAGCGUGGAACGAGUGUUUUCAUCAAUGACUUAUGUAAAAAAUAAGUUGCGGAAUAGUAUGGGUGAUCAACUAUUGAAUGAUAGUUUAGUUACUUAUCUUGAGAGAGACUUAUUUGCAAGAGUUAGUGAUGAUGAUGUAUUAGCACGCUUUCAAAGUAUGAAAACUCGAAGAAUGCUUUUGUAG
Chenopodium quinoa (quinoa) is the source of this 1110-nucleotide messenger RNA. RefSeq names its product zinc finger MYM-type protein 1-like. Gene Ontology annotation, molecular function: protein dimerization activity. NCBI's taxonomy places the organism in Eukaryota, Viridiplantae, Streptophyta, Magnoliopsida, Caryophyllales, Amaranthaceae. The transcript has a single exon. Bases 1 to 1110 code for a protein of 369 amino acids. The record is from RefSeq and is a predicted model, not a curated record.